Molecule: messenger RNA, 711 nt
Organism: Hyaloperonospora brassicae
Lineage: Eukaryota; Oomycota; Peronosporomycetes; Peronosporales; Peronosporaceae
Source: the annotation of a GenBank genome assembly
AUGAGCGCGUGGGAGCAAUGGGGCGGCAAGAAGAAGCCCCUCGUCGUCGUCGUCGAGCAAGUUGCAGGACGCCCAAGAGGCGCUGCAGAGUCUGCUGCGCUCGUCUGCCACGUCGUCCAGCGGCCUCGAGAGCGACAGCAGCGCGACAACGACGUCCGUGUUCCAAAAGACGUGGGACUCGGCGCGCGCGUUGACAAAAAUGUCGCCACGUCGUUGGGCGGACGAAAGACCGCGACGAGUCUGCGCGGACUUGGGCUCCCGACGAUGAGUUGGAACGCUCGGUUCAAGUACUUUGUAGCCAUGACGUUGCUGGGGCUGCUGUUUUUCGGCAUGGCAUUUGUCUUUCUGCCGUUGCUCGUGGUCCGUCCGUCCAAGUUUGCACUGAGUUUUACACUGGGCAGCAUGUGCUGCAUGAGCGCAGUUGCAAUGCUGAAAGGUCCGGCAGCUUAUGCUGUGGAACUGUUGCAGCCACAUCGACUGCUGCUGACUUGCGCGUACUUUGUGACGCUCGGGUGUACGCUGUACAGUUGUCUGGUGCUGGGGGACUACGUGUUCGUCGUGCUGAGUGCGGUCUUGCAGUUACUCACGCUGGGCUCGUUCGCACUGUCUGCGUUCCCCAGUGGUACAUCGAGCUUGAGAGCAUUUACGACGCUGUUUUGGAAGUCAGCGCGCGGUAUGGUCCAAGCGAUCACGCGUGUCUUGUUGAGAUGA